AUGAUGUUCGAUGUGAUUGUCAGCAAGACUGAAAUGAAGAGUAAGAGGGUGUCGAUACUCCAGGCCACGUCCGUUGAGGGCGGGGGUGAGGAUGAUGACGAGGAGGAGGAAGAUGAGGAUGAUGGCGAUGGUGUUGAUGAUGAUAGCAAUGGUGUUGAUGAUGAGGGUAAUAACUGUGACGACGAUGAUGAUGAUAAAGAAUAUGAUGAUGACGAUGAAGAAGAAUAUGAUGAUGACGACUUUGAUAAUGCUUCUGACGAUGAUGAUAAUGAUGAUGUAUUCGGUGUUGUAUCUGAUACCAAUAACGAUGGUACUGAUAGUGGUGGGAAUAAUGUUGAAGAUGAUGACGUCAAUGAUGCGACUCUCGACAUGUUGGUUGCAUCAGUUUGCCUCGCUGCUAGUGGCUCCACUAAUGAUGUUGUCGUUCGCCUCGUAGACAAGAUUGUCUCAUCAGCAGGCAGAUGCAAAGAUAAGGUUGCAGACGUUUCGACAGCGCUAUUUACAUUCAAAUGUAUGGGUUGGUGA
Helobdella robusta is the source of this 525-nucleotide messenger RNA. RefSeq lists its product as hypothetical. The transcript has a single exon. The coding region runs from base 1 to 525 and encodes 174 amino acids. The record is from RefSeq and is a predicted model, not a curated record. Lineage: Eukaryota; Metazoa; Annelida; Clitellata; Rhynchobdellida; Glossiphoniidae.